AUGAAACUACUGUUGUGCUUCACGUGGCUCGUUCCUGGUAUAGUUUUGGUUGGAGGAAUGGAAAUUCCUGCUGUCGCAGCUUCUGAGACUCGAAAUUUCUCCGGCGGCGGAAAAAUUGGUGGGGGAGCUAGACAUGAAGAAUUGACUCCCCUACUUCAAAAAGCGGAACCGGAUUUCCACGAUCCAAGCGAGGGAAGAGGAGAAAAUUUGUUAGGAGAGGGCCAAAGCCCGGCCAGGAGACGUCCCAAAACCUUUGCGCUGCCACCAACUCCGGGCAAGCUCAGUAUCUGGAGGGGCAAGUGCAGCGCCUCAGGCAAAAAAAAGAUCCACCUGUUACCCCUCUCAUAUGAAUAA
Puccinia graminis f. sp. tritici CRL 75-36-700-3 is the source of this 354-nucleotide messenger RNA. RefSeq lists its product as uncharacterized. NCBI's taxonomy places the organism in Eukaryota, Fungi, Basidiomycota, Pucciniomycetes, Pucciniales, Pucciniaceae. Bases 1 to 354 code for a protein of 117 amino acids. The transcript is spliced from 3 exons. The record is from RefSeq and is a predicted model, not a curated record.